AUGUCUGAGAAUGCUAAGCCUGAUCUCCGUCUGACAGUGAGCUUGGUAGUCAUUGCGUCUAUCAAGGGUCUGGAGAUAUAUCUUUGCGAUGCGCAUGGGCCGGAGCGGGCAGUCAAAAAACCAUUUUGGUACGAGGACAUUCGCCUAUCUGGCCAUAGACAUGCCUUGUCUUACUUGUCUAGUGUGUAA
Molecule: messenger RNA, 189 nt
Organism: Penicillium subrubescens
Lineage: Eukaryota; Fungi; Ascomycota; Eurotiomycetes; Eurotiales; Aspergillaceae
Exons: 1
Coding region: 1-189 (62 amino acids)
Source: RefSeq, a predicted model, not a curated record